AUGGAGUUCGCGGCGUUCUGGCCGCGGCCGCUCGUGCCGCCGGGCUACCGCUUCACCCCGACCCCGGAGGAGCUCAUCCGCUACUACCUCGACCCCUGGGUCACCGCCCGACUCCCCGCCGAGCUCCAGGGCAUCGUCUGCGUCGCCGACGUCUACAGCGCCGACCCGGACACGCUGACAUCGCAGUUCCAGCGUUUCGGCCACGACGGGAACUGGUACUUCCUCUGCGUGAACCGGUGGAAGGGCGGCAAGGCCGGGACUUGCCGGAUGAACCGCUGCGUGCAGGGCGGCGGCACGUGGCACGGCUCAGGCAAGCGGAAGCCCGUCGGACGGUGCGGGUACCGGCAGGGCUUGGAGUACCGUGACGUGGGUGGCAACAAGACGGCGUGGAUCAUGGAGGAGUUCGGGAGCAGCCUGCCAGCGACCACCGACGGCGAGGGCGUCAAGGUGAUCUGCAAGGUGCACCGCUCGCCGAGGGCGGCAGCGGCCAAGAGGUCCCGGUUGCAUGGGGAGCACGGUCACACCGCGGGGUCGGCCGUGCCAUCACCGGCCGAUGUCGGGCGCUCCUACGACGGCACGUCUCAGGCCGCGCCGGUGAGUGCGACGGCAGAGGAGGGACGCCGAGAAACCAACAUGGUGGUGUCCAAGAGGCUCCGAUUGCCUCAUGAGCAGGGUCCCACCGCGGUCUCGGCAGCUCCAUCACCGCCCGAUGUCGAGUGCUCCUAUGCCGUCGCGUCUCGGGUUAAGCCGGUGACCGCGGCGGCCUCGACCACCCGGCAGCAACCCAUAAUGGAACAAAGCACGGGACACCACCGUGCCGGCGUCAAUGGCGGCGCUGGCGCCGCAGUUAUCAAAGACGAGCCAAAGCCAUUGGAAAUGGUGACUCCAGACUUGGAGUGGCAGCAAUUUGCAGAGAUGGAUUAUGGCUUUGGGUGGCAGCAAUUUGCAGAGAUGGACUAUGGCUUUGGGUGUACCGCUGAUGAUGCGCGGCUGAAUGAAUGGACGGCUAGUACCUUCUCUAAACGUCUUGACCCCAGUGAUGGUGUAGAAAAGAACGACGAUCCAAGGGGCGAUACGGCAGCGAGUUGA
Phragmites australis (common reed) is the source of this 1089-nucleotide messenger RNA. RefSeq names its product NAC transcription factor 32-like. Gene Ontology annotation, biological process: regulation of DNA-templated transcription. The transcript has a single exon. Gene Ontology annotation, molecular function: DNA binding. The record is from RefSeq and is a predicted model, not a curated record. Bases 1 to 1089 code for a protein of 362 amino acids. Lineage: Eukaryota; Viridiplantae; Streptophyta; Magnoliopsida; Poales; Poaceae.